Messenger RNA from Osmerus eperlanus (European smelt), 1266 nucleotides. RefSeq names its product cannabinoid receptor 2 (gene cnr2). Gene Ontology annotation, cellular component: cytoplasm; plasma membrane. Gene Ontology annotation, molecular function: cannabinoid receptor activity. The transcript is spliced from 2 exons. Lineage: Eukaryota; Metazoa; Chordata; Actinopteri; Osmeriformes; Osmeridae. The record is from RefSeq and is a predicted model, not a curated record. Gene Ontology annotation, biological process: adenylate cyclase-activating G protein-coupled receptor signaling pathway; regulation of metabolic process. Bases 88 to 1266 code for a protein of 392 amino acids.
CAUUGGUGUUGCUCAGAUUGUUUAAUGUGAAGAGAGAAUCUGACUUGUUGUGACCGAGUGUUUAAUGUGACUUGCUCUGAAGGAGAGAUGGAGGGAUGGGAGGAGCUACACACAGCAGCAGCAGUGCUCACAGACAAUCAGAGCCGCCAUACAGCUCUUCCCAUGGCAGUCCAACCCUGUGAGGAUCUGAAUCACUACAUGGUUCUGAAGCAUUCGGAGCAGGUAGCCAUCGGCUCUAUCUGCUUCCUGGCCGGGCCCAUCACCCUCCUGGAGAACCUGCUGGUUCUGGGCGUGAUUGCGGCCAGCGCCCCCCUGCGGAGACGCCCCUCCUACCUGUUCAUCGCCAGCCUCGCCCUGGCGGACAUCUUUGCCAGCUGUUUCUUCACCAUCAACUUCCUGGACUUCCACCUGUUCAAGCGCUGCGACAGCCCGGCCGCGUACCUGUUCAAGCUGGGCGGCGUCACGCUGGCCUUUUCCGGCUCUGUGGGCAGCCUGUUGCUGACGGCGUUGGACCGCUAUGUGUGCAUCCACCACGCGGCCCGCUACCACACGCUGCUCACCUGCCGCCGCGCCCUGCUCGCCCUGCUGGGCCUGUGGAGCCUGGUGCUCCUCAUCUCCUUCCUGCCUCUGAUGGGCUGGCGCUGCCCCAGCGACCUCCGCCCGCGCUGCUCCGGCCUGUUCCCCUACAUCCACCCCCGCUACGUGCUGUGCUGGGCCAGCUUCAUCCUGGCGUUGCUGGUGCUCAUCCUGGGGGCGUACGGCCUGGUGCUGUGGAGGGCGCACCAGCACGAGGCCUCCAUGAGCGGCCUGCAGGGGGCGCCGGCGGGGCAGUCCCGCAUGAGGAUGGACAUCCGCCUGGCGCGCACGCUGGGGCUCAUCCUGCUCAUCAUGGUGGGCUGCUGGCUGCCUGUGCUGGCCUUCAUGCUGGCGGACGUGAGGAGCCCCUUAAUCCGCCCCCAGCAGAGGGCCUUUGCCUUCUGCAGCACGCUGUGUCUCGUCAACUCUGCCGUGAACCCUCUGCUCUACGCGCUGCGCUGCAGGGAGCUGAGGGGGGCGCUGCUGCGGCUGGCGGGGAGGCUGUGGGGGCCGGGGGGGCCGGGGGGCUGCCAGAGGCCCAUGGGGUCGGGGGACUCGGCCCCUGCCCUACCCACAGCAGAGAGUAACUGCUGCAGCAUGGCCCUGGAGGAGGACGGGGCAGAGGGGAACACCUGCAGGGUGGACUCUGUCUCGGGCAGAGUGAACAAGCAGCUGCACACCAGUGGGUAG